GUUACCUUCGAGACGAGACACCGGUGCGCGCUCCACGCUGCUCCGCAUUCGGCACGCCAAACGGAGUCCGAGUGUCGUGGAGACUGCUGCCGCUUGCAGGGGCGGACGUGUUCCAGCUCGCAACUGGGCUGCUGCCAUUCGCCGCGACAACGCGUAACCCACAAAAUGCACCCACCUGGAACGAAGCCAGGCAUCCGCGGGCGCCCAUGGAGCAUAUGCGUGGGCAAGCGGAAAGAAAGGGAGAAGAAAGAAGCGGCGUGGCGGAUGUCAGUAACCGAUGCCGGCCAAAGCUGCCGAGCAAGUGAAGCAGGGUGGCUGCCUAGCUGGGGGCGGGCUGAUUAAAGGGCUGAACGGCGGCUGCACCGGGCGAGCUGUGCUGGUAGUAUGUACUGGCGCCGGCCAAGCGUGGGACCGGCCCACGCACGGUGCAGCGGGGCCGGCCGGGUGGGGGAACCGUGCCGACAGCUGAGUGGGCGGCGGGCUGAGGGCUGGCCGAGGGGAACGAGGUCGGUGCGUGUCCACGGCAUGUACCCGAAACAGCUGAAAAGCCAAACCAAUAAUCAGAUACUCCAGAACCAAAUAACCAAGGUGUAAUACGACGGAGACUCGUCCGCGCAGUGCUGCAAUCGCGUGCAUGCGGUCGCGUGAAUGCUCAGGCUGCACCCGCAAGCGGGAGGCUCGCCAGUUCCACACGCUCGAGGGCGGAACCUAAAGCGGUGGGUGACACCGACCAUGACGCCGGCAUGUGGGCGGGUACCCUCUCAUGGGAUGUAGGGUGCAUUGCUGGUGUAGGUUUGGUAGUGCGAGGAUAGGCCCUUUUUCGCGCUGCCCAAUGUAGUGGAGGCGGGUGGGGAUUUUGGUUUCGGUGAGGAAGAGGAUGUCCGGGGUGUGUGUGCUGACCGUGUGGAGGAUGCUUUCAUGUAUGGUGGCUGAGCAGUUCCCUGUGUUGAGGGUGAGGAUGGAGAUGCGUCCGUCAGGGGGUGGGGAGGGGCUGGCCUGGGCUUGGCCGUUUGCGGUUUCGCUGGGUGUGUUUUGGAGUGUGGCCGUGUGUCUUCUUUCGUGCGCUGUUUCUAUGGUGAUCUGGUGGAGUCUCUUGGCUGGCGGUGGUGAGAUGGGGAUGCCGGUGGCGAGUUUGCGUAGUUUAGGGCUGGAGUUGGGCAUACGCCUGGCGGGGCGCUUUGUGGGGCCCGCUGGUUUGGGCACGAUGCGUGUGGCAGUGUUGCUUCGGGUGGCUGGGCCUGGGUGGGCGCUUGUAGUCCGCAUUGAGCAGUGUGAUUGGCACCUUACAAGCAAUACGCAGCCACAGAAUGUUGCCAAUACUCUUGCCAAUCGAUGCUGGCUAGUUAGCCAGCUCAGGCCAGCUCUCACUCACAGACUGGCGCCGACUGGGCCAAGUCCGGAAGAUAGCGUGGCUGAGCCAUGCCCUAGCCUUCCUAGCAAUGAUCAAAAGCUAGGAAAAACAGGAGCAGGCUCUGAAGCAGCAAACUGCCCAGGGAAUGCGGAGACACGACCGGUAGCGAGACUCCCUGUAAAGGGGCCUCACA
Molecule: messenger RNA, 1544 nt
Organism: Chlamydomonas reinhardtii
Lineage: Eukaryota; Viridiplantae; Chlorophyta; Chlorophyceae; Chlamydomonadales; Chlamydomonadaceae
Exons: 2
Coding region: 278-469 (63 amino acids)
Source: RefSeq, a predicted model, not a curated record